Leptonychotes weddellii (Weddell seal) is the source of this 1909-nucleotide messenger RNA. The record is from RefSeq and is a predicted model, not a curated record. Lineage: Eukaryota; Metazoa; Chordata; Mammalia; Carnivora; Phocidae.
ACAGAAUGUGCUCAGAGGAGAACGCAGGGGGCUGACUCAAACCAUGAAUUACGUGGGGCAGUUGGCAGGCCAGGUGUUUGUCACCGUGAAGGAACUCUACAAGGGGCUGAACCCUGCCACCCUGUCCGGAUGUAUCGACAUCAUCGUUGUCCGCCAGCCCAACGGGAGCCUGCAGUGCUCCCCUUUCCACGUGCGCUUUGGGAAGAUGGGGGUCCUGCGUUCCCGAGAGAAAGUGGUUGACAUAGAAAUCAAUGGGGAAUCCGUGGAUUUGCACAUGAAAUUGGGAGAUAAUGGAGAAGCAUUUUUUGUUCAAGAGACUGAUAAUGAUCAGGAAGUGAUCCCCAUGUACCUGGCCACCUCCCCUAUCCUGUCAGAGGGAGGGUCGCGCAUGGAGUGUCAGCUGAAAAGGAGCUCUGUAGACAGGAUCAGAAACCUGGACCCCAGCGCAUCAGCCCAGGCCUUACCUCCCAGUGAGGCCCCUUCGAGCGGCUCUUUAGUGAAGAAGAGAAGGAAAAGGAGGAGAAAGUCCCAGCUGGACACCCUGAAAAGAGACGACAACAUGAACACCUCUGAAGAUGAGGACAUGUUUCCCAUAGAGAUGAGCUCGGACGACCAGGCCGACCCGCUGGACGGCAGUAGAACUCUUCCUAACGAUAUACCUGUGUUCCAAGAAGAUGUUUCUAAAGAAAGCCCUUCCCCCAUCAUGACUUACCCUCAGUCAGCAUCGUACCCUAAUUCUGAUAGAGAGUGGUCACCCAGCGCCAGUAGCCCGAUAGAUUGCCAAAGGACUGCCCCCCGCUUGGUGGUUGCGGCCGAGGGAGGCCUUUCUAGCUCUUGCCCUCCACAGUCUUCCCACUUCCAUGCUUCGGAAAGUCCUUCAGGUUCUCGACCUUCAACACCUAAAAGCGAUUCAGAAUUGGUCAGUAAGGCCACCGAUAGGACGAUGCAGAAGAAUAACCUAGAAAUGCUUUGGCUUUGGGGAGAAUUGCCACAGGCAGCAAAGUCCUCUCCACACAAGAUGAAAGACUGCAGCCCGUUAAACAGUAGAAAAAUCUGUGAAAAGAUGCACUUUCAGACCAUCCAGAGUGAGUCUUCAGAUGCGUUUAGUGACCAGUCGCCAACCCUGGCCAGGCCUCCCGUGCUGCCCGUUCCAGAGUCGGGCAGGCCUCCCACGGAGAUGCAGCUGGUGAACGAAGAAGAUGUUGAGGCCUUGGGGGCGGCAGCCCCGCCUUUACCUACGAUCGAAGAACCCAAAUCCCUCUCUGCCAGCGUAGCCCCGAUGGCAAGCAAGACAGAUUCUCCUUCCAGGAAAAAAGACAAACGAAGCAGGCAUCUUGGUGCUGACGGCGUCUACUUGGAUGACCUCACAGAUAUGGAUCCUGAAGUGGCUGCCCUGUAUUUUCCCAAAAACGGAGAUACUUCUGGACUCUCCAAACACGCCAGCGACAACGGGGCCCGGUCUGCCAACCAGUCCCCGCAGUCCGUGGGCAGCUCUGGCAUCGACAGCGGCGUGGAGAGCACGUCGGACAGCCUGAGAGACCUGCCAUCCAUCGCCAUCUCCCUGUGCGGGGGCCUCAGCGACAAUCGGGAGAUAACCAAAGAUGCAUUUCUGGAACAAGCCGUGUCGUAUCAACAGUUUGUGGACAACCCGGCUCUCAUUGAUGACCCCAAUCUUGUGGUGAAGAUCGGGAAUAAGUAUUAUAACUGGACGACGGCAGCGCCUCUGCUCCUGGCAAUGCAGGCCUUCCAGAAACCCUUGCCAAAGGCUACUGUGGAAUCUAUCAUGAGGGAUAAGAUGCCCAGAAAGGGAGGAAGAUGGUGGUUUUCAUGGAGGGGAAGAAAUACCACAAUCAAAGAGGUAAGCAUGGAAAACAAAAGGGUAGCCAGCACUGUGGACAUCUCCAUGUGA